Messenger RNA from Schistocerca gregaria, 1003 nucleotides. RefSeq names its product ceramide-1-phosphate transfer protein. Lineage: Eukaryota; Metazoa; Arthropoda; Insecta; Orthoptera; Acrididae. Gene Ontology annotation, biological process: ceramide transport; intermembrane lipid transfer. Gene Ontology annotation, cellular component: membrane; cytoplasm; cytosol. The transcript has 4 exons. The record is from RefSeq and is a predicted model, not a curated record. Bases 197 to 850 code for a protein of 217 amino acids. Gene Ontology annotation, molecular function: ceramide 1-phosphate binding; ceramide 1-phosphate transfer activity.
AGGUGUUGAGUUAAUUAUCUUUGCGUUGUCGGAGUCAGUAGCUGUCACUUGUCAGUAGCUUGUGUUUGUAAACUACGGCAUGGCUAGGUUACUUUUUAUCUCAAAUUCAGUAGCCUUGAGAUGUGAAGUACUGAGAUAAAAUUUCUAUUAUCGUGCUGAUUGUAUCCGUGCCUACGGUUUCGUGUUUGAAUUGACGAUGGCAGCUGCAGGAAAGAGCGAUGCCGAUUCUAAAUUCAAUUUAGUGAUUGUCCGCGAUGCCUUGAAAAAUUCACUUAUUGAAGAUGACGACGUUCAAAUGGACAGUUAUAUUGUUGCUUACAAGGAGCUCCUGAAAUUCUUCCAUCUUUUGGGUUCUGUGUUCAGUUUUGUUUCAAGUGAUGUAGAAAAUAAAAUUGAAAUAUUACAGCAAUUUAGAGCAGAAAAAGAGAGCAGUAACUUUGUUUCUUUAAAAACUAUGAUACUCUAUGAAAAAUCAUCUGGACUUUUGAAUAAUUCCAAAUACGUGUCAGGAAGCAGAACGUUUUUACGCCUUCACCGUGGUUUAGAUUUUAUAAGACUGUUCCUGACACGAGUGAAGGAGCUAAAUGAUAAAGACAAAACGUCUGGAGUAUGCCAGAGUGCUUAUGAUGAAACUUUAGGCAACUUCCACCCUUUCCUUAUUCGUAAAGGAGCAAAAGCUGCAAUGUAUGUGUUGCCAACAAAAGAGGGAUUGCUUCAAAAGGUUUGUGGAAGCAAAGAGGAAGUUGAAGCUGCAAGUUUAGUUCUACCUGAAAUGUUGGAUGUGAUGGGAGAGGUACAUAAGCGUAGCAACAAUCUCUACGAUAAACAUGACUUACAUGGUCUGCCAUAACAGUAGUCAGUAUUACUAAAGAGAAAUGUGCAUUUACUUUGAGCAUUCUUGUUUCAGUUCAGAGCUUUAAUAAUGGGAAGAUUUCCUAUGUUCCUAUAAUUUUUGAGGUGGUGUACUUAAAUUUUAUUAAAUGUGAAUUUGCUUCCAAAAUAA